CGCGUGCACGCGCGUGGUACCCACGGUCGUGAGGAGGAGGAGGAUGUUGCGCGCGAAGGGGAAAUGGCUGCCGAAAACAAGCCGGAAGGACUGAAGAAAAUUCGUAAUCCGGAUCGAAUGUACAGAUCAGCUGUGUGUUAUGCCGGCCAUGCUCCUCCUAAGAAUAUCAGUGAUGACACAGAGAUGAACAAUGAACAUGGACAUUUGAAAAUAUACCUGCCCAAAAAGCUGCUUGAAUGUCUACCAAAAUGCUCGUCGCUGCCAAAGGAGAGACACAGAUGGAACACCAAUGAGAGACAUCCUUCCAUGCAGGCAGACAUCCAUCCGCCAUAUUGGUUUUCCUCCUUCCUGUUUAUAUUGAACUUGACCUCUGAACCCUGAACUCCUGCAUAAUCUUGGUAAUCAUUUCAUUUUUUAUUUGAUACGUUUUAUUAAUUUCAAAAUUUGGCAAUUUUCUCAUCAUCAUAUAAUUUCCAGAUGUCAUUUCCAGAUGUCUUGUUAUUUAAUCUUCUUCAUACCUUUGUCCCUUCUGAUUAUCAUGAUAUGUUCUCAAUUUAGGCAUUUAGAAAUGACUGCAUUUUUCUAUUCAUUUAUAUCUGUGUCCUUUUCAUUAUUCCCUAAUUCUCUACAUUCUCAAUGACCUCCUCUGUCCUUAACCCGUAACACAUCUACAAAUACAUAGCAAUUUGUUUGCUCAUGUCUUUGCUUCUUAUUAUGUGUCUUAUUGUUUUAUUUUUAAUUUUAAUUUGAUAGAAUAUCUAAUUAGUCAUGUUUUCAUUGACAAUGUUGUUGUUUUUUUUACCAAGGAUUCCCAUUCCCCUCCUCCCUGUGUGUGCAUAUGUGUAUUUGUGUUAGAGAAAGAAGGAGAGAGCGGGAGACAAAGAUAAUUCAGUAUUAUUCUAUUAAGUAACUCAGUGGAUCCAUUUUUUUCCAUAUGUUAGGUAUCGCCUUUUACAAAUUCUGACUGAAUGAUUCUUGAAGGACACGCACCAAUCGGGUUAAUAUGAAAGACAUUUCCACCCCCUGCCUCCUGGCUGCCUGUGUGAGGGCCAGGGUUGGACAUGAGGCGAGCUGGCGGCAGGAGAGAAGAGGGGAGUCACAAGGUUGCCACCCAGAGCAGUAGACUUGCUUGUCUCAGCAGAGUAAACAUCACCCCUCGUCUGCACGCAGUAAUAGCUAACAGAGAAGGACGUGGACAGAAACACUAUGAGGAGGAUAGGGACUGGCUUCUGGCUCUGUCUAGCACAGCAGGCCGCAUGGCACACAGGCAUUCCUUUUUUAUCUUCUCCUUCCCAGUCCCCCUAAAAACAAGCAAUGAGUCUCCACCCUUGUUUAAAGCAGUGGGCACAGGCAUUAUCAUAGUCACAGAGACACAUACUCAUUCACCUACUUACCCAUACACACACACACACACACACACACACACACGGUUUGUGAUGACAGGACAGGGAUCACGCUGCAUUUGUUAACAAGUGUCCUAUCUGCCCCUCCUCGUAUUGGCUGGUUCAGGGUGAUGCGAUCGGACCUCUCUAAUGCUACUGCUCUUCUCCUCAGACAAGUGGAGUGUGGCCGGGGGUCGCAAGGGUGACUGGGUCCUAUCUGUGGCUCUGCCACAAACACACACAGGCAUGCAAACAAACAUACACACAGGUUUGUACAAACGCACACACAGAUUCGCACACUCACACACAGAGAAUCAGACAAACACACACACAGACUGUCUCUCACACACACACACACACACACACACGAGUGCAUGCACACACAGUCAGUCUGUCACGUCGGUGCCUGCUCUGCAUAAAGGAAAUUGUGAGCGAUAGAGAACAUCUUUGGCUCUGACCUGCGAUUGUUUGGCAGAUUUUUUGAUUAGCUGUCUUCCCCUGCCUGUCAACU
Molecule: messenger RNA, 1893 nt
Organism: Salvelinus fontinalis (brook trout)
Lineage: Eukaryota; Metazoa; Chordata; Actinopteri; Salmoniformes; Salmonidae
Product: calmodulin-binding transcription activator 1
Exons: 4
Coding region: 64-381 (105 amino acids)
Molecular function (GO): DNA binding
Source: RefSeq, a predicted model, not a curated record